AGACCCUCAGCCACACCCGCUCAUCCAGGGCGAGGGAAAACUCGGGCAUUUUCCCAGCGUGCUCUGCGGGAGGGCUCGCCCCACUUCACCCCUUUUCCCGCCCUCCUCCCAUUCGGGAGACUACGACUCCCAGUGUCCUCCUCGCGACGGCGGCGGUGCGGACGGUGCCCAGGUCCCGCCCCUAGGCUCUGCCCCGCCCCCGCCCGCAGACGUCUGCGCGCGAAUGCCGUGGCGCGAACUUGGGACUGCAGAGGCGCGCCCGGCGGAUCUGAGUGUGUUGCCCGGGCAGCGGCGCGCGGGACCAACGCGAGGCAAGUGGGGCCGUCCGCAAGCAGGAGCAGCUGACAGACGAAGAAAAGAGCUGGACAGGAAGGGAGAAUUCUGACGCCAACAUGCAGCGAAGUAUCAUGUCAUUUUUCCACCCCAAGAAAGAGGGUAAAGUGAAGAAGCCUGAGAAGGAGGCAUCCAACAGCAGCAGAGAGACAGAGCCCCCUCCAAAGGCGGCACUGAAGGAGUGGAAUGGAGUGGUGUCCGAGAGUGACUCUCCAGUGAAGAGGCCGGGGAGGAAGGCGGCCCGGGUCCUGGGCAGUGAAGGGGAGGAGGAGGAUGAAGCCCUUAGCCCUGCUAAAGGCCAGAAGCCUGCCCCGGACUGCUCACAGGUCUCCCCGCCCCGUCCUGCCACAUCUCCUGAAAACAAUGCUUCCCUCUCUGACACCUCUCCCACGGACAGUUCCCCAUCAGGGAUCCCGAAGCGUCGCACAGCUCGGAAGCAGCUCCCGAAACGGACCAUUCAGGAAGUCCUGGAAGAGCAGAGUGAGGACGAGGACAGAGAAUCCAAGAGGAAGAAGGAGGAGGAAGCGGAGACCCUGAAAGAAAGCCUCACAGAGGCUGAAGUGGCAACAGAGAAGGAAGGAGAAGACGGGGACCAGCCCACCACGCCUCCCAAGCCCCUAAAGACCUCCGAAGCAGAGACCCCGACGGAAAGCGUUUCAGAGCCUGAGGUGGCCACGAAGCAGGAACUGCAGGAGGAGGAGGAGCAGACCAAGCCUCCCCGCAGAGCUCCCAAGACGCUCAGCAGCUUCUUCACCCCCUGGAAGCCAGCAAUCAAAAAAGAAGUGAAGGAAGAGGAGCCAGGGGCUCCAGGAAAGGAGGGAGCUGUUGAGGGACCCCUGGACCCAUCCGGUUACAAUCCUGCCAAGAACAACUAUCAUCCCGUGGAAGAUGCCUGCUGGAAACCGGGCCAGAAGGUCCCUUACCUGGCCGUGGCCCGGACGUUUGAGAAGAUCGAGGAGGUGUCUGCUCGGCUCCGGAUGGUGGAGACGCUGAGCAACUUGCUGCGCUCCGUGGUGGCCCUGUCGCCUCCAGACCUCCUCCCUGUCCUCUACCUCAGCCUCAACCACCUUGGGCCACCCCAGCAGGGCCUGGAGCUUGGCGUGGGUGAUGGUGUCCUUCUCAAGGCAGUAGCCCAGGCCACAGGUCGGCAGCUGGAGUCCGUCCGGGCUGAGGCAGCCGAGAAAGGCGACGUGGGGCUAGUGGCCGAGAACAGCCGCAGCACCCAGAGGCUUAUGCUGCCACCACCUCCGCUCACUGCCUCCGGGGUCUUCAGCAAGUUCCGCGACAUCGCCAGGCUCACCGGCAGUGCUUCCACAGCCAAGAAGAUAGACAUCAUCAAAGGCCUCUUUGUGGCCUGCCGCCACUCAGAAGCCCGGUUCAUCGCCAGGUCCCUCAGUGGACGGCUGCGCCUUGGGCUGGCAGAGCAGUCAGUGCUGGCCGCCCUCUCCCAGGCCGUGAGCCUCACGCCCCCGGGCCAAGAAUUCCCACCAGCCGUGGUGGAUGCUGGGAAGGGCAAGACAGCAGAGGCCAGAAAGACAUGGCUGGAGGAGCAAGGCAUGAUCCUGAAGCAGACGUUCUGCGAGGUUCCUGACCUGGACCGAAUUAUCCCUGUGCUGCUGGAGCACGGCCUGGAACGUCUCCCGGAGCACUGCAAGCUGAGCCCAGGGAUUCCUCUGAAACCAAUGUUGGCCCAUCCCACGCGAGGUGUCAGCGAGGUCCUGAAGCGCUUUGAAGAGGCAGCUUUCACCUGCGAAUACAAAUAUGACGGGCAGAGAGCACAGAUCCACGCCCUGGAAGGCGGGGAGGUGAAGAUCUUCAGCAGGAAUCAGGAAGACAACACUGGGAAGUACCCGGACAUCAUCAGCCGCAUCCCCAAGAUUAAACUCCCAUCGGUCACAUCCUUCAUCCUGGACACCGAAGCUGUGGCUUGGGACCGGGAAAAGAAGCAGAUCCAGCCAUUCCAAGUGCUCACCACCCGCAAACGCAAGGAGGUGGAUGCGUCCGAGAUCCAGGUGCAGGUGUGUUUGUACGCCUUCGACCUCAUCUACCUCAAUGGAGAGUCCCUGGUACGUGAGCCCCUUUCCCGGCGCCGGCAGCUGCUCCGGGAGAACUUUGUGGAGACGGAGGGCGAGUUUGUCUUCGCUACCUCCCUGGACACCAAGGAUGUCGAGCAGAUCGCCGAGUUCCUGGAGCAGUCGGUGAAAGACUCUUGCGAGGGGCUGAUGGUAAAGACCCUGGAUGUUGAUGCCACCUACGAGAUCGCCAAGAGAUCACACAACUGGCUCAAGCUGAAGAAGGACUACCUUGAUGGCGUGGGUGACACCCUGGACCUGGUGGUGAUCGGCGCCUACCUGGGCCGGGGGAAGCGGGCCGGCCGGUACGGGGGCUUCCUGCUGGCCUCCUAUGACGAGGACAGUGAGGAGCUGCAGGCCAUAUGCAAGCUUGGAACUGGCUUCAGCGACGAGGAGCUGGAGGAGCAUCACCAGAGCCUCAAGGCCCUGGUGCUGCCCAGCCCACGCCCUUACGUGCGGAUAGAUGGCGCUGUGACUCCCGACCACUGGCUGGACCCCAGCGCUGUGUGGGAGGUGAAGUGCGCUGACCUCUCCCUCUCCCCCAUCUACCCUGCUGCACGGGGCCUGGUGGAUAGUGACAAGGGGAUCUCCCUUCGCUUCCCUCGGUUUAUUCGAGUCCGUGAAGACAAGCAGCCGGAGCAGGCCACCACCAGUGCCCAGGUGGCCUGUUUGUACCGGAAGCAAAGUCAGAUUCAGAACCAGCAAGGCGAGGACUCAGGCUCUGACCCUGAAGAUACCUACUAAGCCCUUGCUCUCCUAGGGCCUGGGUACAGGGCAUGAGUUGGACGGACCCCAGGGUUAUUAUUGCCUUUGCUUUUUAGCAAAUCUGCUGUGGCAGGCUAUGGUUUUUGAGAGUCAGGGGAGGGGUGUGUGUGUGAGGGGGUGGCUUACACCAGAGUCUGGGAUUCAUCCCGUCAUUUCUUUCAAUAAAUAAUUAUUGGAUAGCUA
This is a messenger RNA of Symphalangus syndactylus (siamang), 3353 nucleotides long. RefSeq names its product DNA ligase 1 (gene LIG1). The record is from RefSeq and is a predicted model, not a curated record. Gene Ontology annotation, molecular function: ATP binding; DNA binding; DNA ligase (ATP) activity. Gene Ontology annotation, cellular component: nucleus; mitochondrion. Gene Ontology annotation, biological process: DNA recombination; DNA repair; Okazaki fragment processing involved in mitotic DNA replication. NCBI's taxonomy places the organism in Eukaryota, Metazoa, Chordata, Mammalia, Primates, Hylobatidae.